Messenger RNA from Echinostoma caproni, 753 nucleotides. The record is from the annotation of a GenBank genome assembly. NCBI's taxonomy places the organism in Eukaryota, Metazoa, Platyhelminthes, Trematoda, Plagiorchiida, Echinostomatidae.
AUGUCGGAUUCCAUACUUCUUUUAAAUGUCGGUGGUGUACAUUACGCGACAACGAUGGAAACAAUACAACAUUAUCCCAAUUCUUAUUUAAACCGAUUGCUAAUGAGUAAAGACCCGUUGAAGGACGAGAACGGCCGCCUGUUCAUCGAUCGUGAUGGUAAACUUUUUCGCUACAUUUUGGAUUACUGUCGAUACGGACGAGCGAGUUUGCCCACACAUUUGAAAGAACUAAAUCGACUGAAAGAGGAGGCCAUAUUUUACGGUUUGGAUGAAAUGAUUUGUCAAUUGGAGGAUAUGAUUUCACUGGAUCCUCGGUGGAACAGUCAGUUGUCUUCCUGUAUAACAAUCGGGUAUCGUGGGACAUUUGGUGCUUCCCGGGAUGGAACAACCGAUCUGCGAUUUCGUAAACUGGCUCGCAUUUUAGUGGCCGGACAGACUUUGGAAUGCCGCCGCGUGUUUGGUGACGCGUUGAAUGUGACCCGGGAUCCAGAUACAGGAAGUUCCUACUCCAGCCGCUUUUUCCUAAAACAUACCAUUUUGGAACAGGCGUUUGACUUGCUCUAUCAAAACGGUUACGAACUGGUCACGUGUUGCGCUUCGGGAACCAGUGCAAGCAACGGAGAUAUCAAAUUUGGGCAAGAUGAGGAGGAACCACAUUCACGAAAACUUUGCCAGAAGUUGCUCACGCAAGCUCACAUACAUUGGGUAUGGAUGCAACGCUUCUAUGUAUGGUUUUACUUCUCUGCGAGGUGA